CCAUAAACAUCCAUAAGCCAGCGGUUUUGUUUAAAUUUGCUGAGAAGUAAAACGCUUAAAUGGCUCAAGCCCAAGAAUUAAAAUCAGUUGUCAAGGAGACAUUGGAAAAUAAUGGUGUCCUUGGAGAGAUCAAAGCAAGAGUCAGAGCUGAAGUCUUCCGGGCCUUGGAUGAUCCAAAUCAGAGGAAACCACCACUCAGCAAUGAAAACAUGCUCAUCAAUGAACUCAUCAGAGAGUAUCUAGAGUUCAACCACUAUAAAUAUACAUCAUCAGUACUACUAUCAGAGUCUGGGCAGCCCACUACUCCACUAGAUCGCCAGUUUUUGGCCACUGAGCUCAAUCUAGUAGAAGACAAAAAUACAUCUAGCAUACCUCUCCUGUAUGGGAUACUUUCACACUUCAUCCAUGGUCAAGGAAGAGGUUCUUCAGUGAGCCCCGCCCACCAAUCAUCAUCACAUCAAUUGAGAUCACUUCAUGUCAGGUCAGAUCGUCACAGGACAACAAGAUCAGAUGUUCCUCAUCAUUCUGAUGUGAGGGUAGGAGAGCCGUUCACAUUCAGCAACAAGACAAGAUGAUAUCUAGUUUCACAUAGUUUCAACUUGUGACAAAGCUCUGUUUGCAUUGGUCUGAUUAAAGAAUUUACCGGUCCUUAUGCUGUAAGUUGUUUGUAUCAUAUUGUCAACAUGAAAUGGAAGACUUGAAACAGGGACUUUUCUUUCUUACGUUUACAAUCCACUGCCUAAUUUUCAUAAUGGUCAGUAUGGCUUAAUGUCAUCUUGCAACAAUGUGUGGAUUGGUUUGUUGAUGAACUGAACACAGUCCUAGUUGUUGGAGCUGUUAAUAAUGUCGGAUUACAGACAUGGAACAAGAAAGACUGGGAAUUCCUACUUGGAACAAGAGUUGAGACAGAAGAUACUGAGUUUAACAAUCACCCUCAAAAACCCUACAAAUCUUGUAGGGUUUCGAGGCAAUCUGGACAUCAUUUGGGAAAAUCUGAGACACUAUUUUUCUCCAUUUGCAAGUAUGAAGAAAACUCAAUACAAAAAAAAAUAGUUCAUGUAAGCUACAUUUCACAUUAUAGUCAAUGUAACCAAACAUAAAAUUCAGUCCUCCAGUCACAGGGCCCAAAACUUCAAAGUGGUAGUCAAGUUUUCUUGGAAAGUUUACCUCAAAUUUUCACAAUUUACUCACUUAAUUGCCAGUUUAAAACUAAGUAGGAUAUAUUUAGAGAUAUAUUUUCCAAACAUUCAUAUGCUUUUUUUUCUUAUCUGAUUUCUUUCUCCUUUCAAACUUUCACCUGCAUAUUUUUCAAAUAGCUUUUGUCUCACCUGCAUAGUAGUGAGACUAUAGGCGCCGCUUUUCCGACGACGGCGGCGUCGUCAACAUUGAAAUCUUAACCUUGGUUAAGUUUUUGGAAUGUCAUCAUAACUUAGAAAGUAUAUGGACCUAGUUCAUGAAACUUGGCCAUAAGAUUAAUCAAGUAUUACUGAACAUCCUGUUUGAGUUUCAAGUCACAUGAUCAAGGUCAAAGGUCAUUUAGGGUCAAUGAACUUCAGACAAGUUGGGGGUAUCUGUUGAAUUACCAUCUUAACUUUUAAAGUUUAUGGAUCUGAUUUAUGAAACUUAGACAUAAGAGUAAUCAAAUAUCACUGAACAUCUCAUGCGAGUUUCAGGUCACAUGACCAAAGUCAAUGGUCAUUUAAGGUCAUUGAACUUUGGCCAUUUUGGAGGUAAUUAUUAGAUUGCUGUAGUAACUUUCAAAGUUUAUAGAUAUAGUUUAUAAAAUGUGGAUAUAGGGGUAAUCAAGUAUCACUGUUUUAGGUUGCAUGAUCAAGGUCAAAUGUCAUUUUUUGCCGAUGAACGUAGUAAUGUAUCAUUAUAUGAAUGGUGUUUUUUUGUUAAUAAUUAUUUUAUAGUAGUUUUCAAAGUCAGCACUGCUGCUAUAUUGAAUCGUGUGAUGCAGGUGAGACUGCCAGAGGUGCUCCACUUGUUUUUAAUUUCUUCCAACAAAUCAUAAUUUUUACCAGGCUGUUUUCAUUGAGUGUAAUUAAUUGAAAAUGCUCACAAGGUUAUUUUUUUUAUUCAGUGUACUAAUCAUAUAUAUUUCAUCUUUGUUAGCCUAUUGCUCGAGACUACUUUUAAUUUUCAGACGAUUUGUCAACUAGAUUUUCUAAUUCAUGUGAUCAACAUUUUUAUGUUAUACAAUGUAAUCAAACAAGAGAUCUAUCAUAUUGCUGUGAGCAAAUGAACUGUGCUGUUUGAGUGUAUAAAGCUCUGACUUUAAAUAUGCAAUUCAACCAUCUGAUAUGUAUCUUCUUGAAAUGACAUCUCAAGUUUCGAACAAAUACAUUCUCACACUUUCCAAAUGGAAAAAAAAAAGAAGUUUAUAAUUAUGUUUUUGAACAAAGUUUCAGUGUUGCCUCAAUAAACAAGUGAUGUGAGGCUAAGUUCUAAGGAGAAAAAAUUGUAGCUUUUUUGUGUUGGUUACUAAAAUAUAUGAUGAUACACAUCAUAGUGCCUUUUUUUUUUCAAGUGACAUUUUUAUAAUUUUUUUUCAUCUUGAAAUCCUUUCCCAAAAUGUGUAUUCCCGAUAGUUCAAUAUGUUUCCUUGUUUUAUUUUAUUACAAAAUUUGAUAAGAAAAUGAAAUCAGGAAUUCUAAACCAAAUGCUGAUAUGAUACAAGGGAACUAUAUCUGUGGAUAAAAAGUUUAAUAUUUUAAGUAGUAUGUGAGUGUUUGAUGAAGAUAAACAGUUGUGCAUUUUAAGUAAAUGGGAUUGUUAGAAAUACUCUCCCUCUCUCUGGAAUGCAAGUACAGUAUUUUCUACUUUGAAAUUUAGGAUUUAAGGAAUUGACAAAUCAAAAGUUAUAAAGAUUGAAAUAUAUAUACAUAUUUUACAAACGCAAAUCAUUUU
Lytechinus pictus (painted urchin) is the source of this 2913-nucleotide messenger RNA. Its product is annotated as centrosomal protein 20-like. Bases 60 to 575 code for a protein of 171 amino acids. The transcript has 5 exons. The record is from RefSeq and is a predicted model, not a curated record. Gene Ontology annotation, molecular function: protein binding. Gene Ontology annotation, biological process: microtubule anchoring; cilium assembly. Lineage: Eukaryota; Metazoa; Echinodermata; Echinoidea; Temnopleuroida; Toxopneustidae. Gene Ontology annotation, cellular component: motile cilium; ciliary basal body; centrosome.